AUGAGAGAAUACCGGCAGAAUCUUGCGCUUCAAGUACAUCUCCAGAAGCUACGAGAAGAGAGUCCUCUCGCAUCAUAUCAGCCAUCCUCGCCCGAGACGACCCUGAUCUCCCGAUACGUUGGCGUGCUCGGACCAGAGCCCGCCGGUAGGCAGCCUUUUGAGGUCUUAGGGACCUGGAUACAGUCUAUUCCCUCGCGCAUCGGGUCGAACAAGAUGCUUGAUUUGGCCGUUCAGUUCUUCGUCGAUAGUCACGCUACGUAUCGAGAUGAUAUGCACUCGAAGCGCAAGGUCGCGAGAGCUUCAAAGGCUAAAGCGCUCAAGGAAUUGCAGCUCGCCGUGAUGAACACUGAUAACAAGGUCACGUACGACAUCCUGUUGGCUACGAAAUUACACUACGCUGCUGAGGCUCUUCUGGGGCUCGAUACUAUGUAUUACGCGAUUCAUGCGUUCGGAAUCGCCGAGCUGCUGAGGUCAGGUGCGGUGGCGGAAGUUGAUGACGAUCAUUUCUGGAAUUUGAUCGACAAUACCUAUGUCGACGAUGUUCACGAGGCGAUGAUGAUGGGUCGGAAGUCAGUAUACCACAACGACUUUUACCUGUCUGCUACAAUUCCACCUCCGAUCGAUACAAGAGAUGUCAUGCUGUCGCCAUCACAGAGAGCGUCGAUGGCCGUCAUGCACGUUUUCAUUCAGUGCCCUUACGCGGUAGCAUUGAUCCGAGAAGCCAUUUCGAACCCCGAGGACACGAUCGCGCUUGCAAUCGCCAUGUCAUAUUUGGAGGGUCUGAUGCAAAUCAACGUGUCGCAGCACGUAGCUGAGCUCAUUGAAACGACCGUGUCUGUGGUACCGAUUCCACCGUCACCGGACGUCGCCGACCUAAUGCCCGACACCCUCGAGUUCAAUUCGAUGGCUAUUGCCCCAUGGCACCGCAUGACGCGAGAUCUUACAUCCCAGCGCUCACCAUCUGCCUCGCCAGGCACCCCCUUGGACGUGGCUGCGGAGCUCACACGCGCCAAGCGCAUGCAAGCUUGGAUAGUCAGCGAAACCAACAAGAUACACAAGAACUGGAACGUCGCCACCGUCGACGAAGAAAUCCUUAUAGAAGCUCUAGAAGCUUUAUCUGGAGAGAAGAUGCCAGAUUGGCUUCCAACGCGCGUACGAUUCGUCCCCGAAGAAGGCGAAAUGGCCCUACACAUGGAAUUCGAGAACAGAACAGGGACCUACUCCACUGGCAGAAUCGAUCACAGGAAGGAACCUGUGUACGACUUCAGGGUGGUGGCCUCAGUCACACGAAACAUCACAUAA
Molecule: messenger RNA, 1302 nt
Organism: Alternaria hordeiaustralica
Lineage: Eukaryota; Fungi; Ascomycota; Dothideomycetes; Pleosporales; Pleosporaceae
Exons: 5
Coding region: 1-1302 (433 amino acids)
Source: RefSeq, a predicted model, not a curated record